UGAGAGAGGGAUCUUCCUGGAUAACGUCCUACAGGCAACUCGACGGUAUUUAAUAAUUUAGCAUCAAGCAAGUGGAUCACCAUGAAACUCAGCGUAGCUUUGUUCUUCGCCGGAGUGUUUGGCGCUCUCGGUGUUCUACUCUUUCUUCUGGCUUUUGGCACGGAUUACUGGCUUCUAGCCACCGAAAGAUGUCCCUCAGUCCAAAAUAGAAUGGAUUCAGUCACUGCAGAGAAGGGAGAUAUCAUUGUUUCACCUCAUAAAGUUGGUGGCACUUUCCACCAUGAAGGAUUUUUCUGGAGAUGCUGGUUUAAUGAAGCAGUGAUCGAUAAUGUCUGGAAAUUCUGGUUCACUAACAAGCCUCCUUCAAAAUACUGUACGCACGCUUACCUUCUCCCAUUCCCUUUGACAACAGAAGCACAUAAUUCCACAGUUUAUGAGACUGCAAUCAUUUACCGUGGUUUCUGGUCUGUAUUCAUGAUGUUGGGUGUCAUUGCUGCCAUAGUAGGAGGCUUCAUCAUCAUCUGUGCUGCUCCAUUUUCCAAUUAUAAUCUCUACAAAGCAGGUGGCGGACUAUUUCUAUCCGCUGGUAUUUUAUUCACAAUACUGGUCAUUAUGUACGUUAUCUGGAUUGAAACUGUCAUUGAUAUUCAAGAAUACAUUCAGAAACAGAGAACGCAGCUCUGUUUUGAUUUUGACCUCAGCAUUCAGUAUGGAUGGUCUUUCAUACUUGCACCCCAUUGGAUAUUCUUCUCCUUACUGGCAGGCUUACUGUUCCUUCUUGCUGGCCACACCAUUCAAAUUCAAUAUGAUUAA
Messenger RNA from Pristis pectinata (smalltooth sawfish), 813 nucleotides. RefSeq names its product transmembrane protein 182-like. NCBI's taxonomy places the organism in Eukaryota, Metazoa, Chordata, Chondrichthyes, Rhinopristiformes, Pristidae. The record is from RefSeq and is a predicted model, not a curated record. Gene Ontology annotation, cellular component: membrane.